Molecule: messenger RNA, 2166 nt
Organism: Chaetomium fimeti
Lineage: Eukaryota; Fungi; Ascomycota; Sordariomycetes; Sordariales; Chaetomiaceae
Product: glycosyl hydrolase family 76-domain-containing protein
Exons: 3
Coding region: 392-1819 (475 amino acids)
Biological process (GO): carbohydrate catabolic process; fungal-type cell wall biogenesis
Molecular function (GO): mannan endo-1,6-alpha-mannosidase activity
Source: RefSeq, a predicted model, not a curated record
CAGAGAAUACACGAAGCGUGACCUGCAUUUUCUGUAACAUGGCCCCCAAGGUCCCUGUCAGGGGAUUGCGAACCACCAGACUGGCGCCCUGGCCCUGACCAACAGCGCGGGAACAGGGCGGGCCUUACGUCAGUUCCGAGCAGAGACGAAAAAGAAGGGAAGCCGUUCUUCUGCCCACCUCACCUUCAACACGAUCUGAUGAACCCGAAAAUCGAGUCCCUCGGGUCUACAGAGUAGUGCCUCGAGCUACGGCCACCUCACUUCCCCGUCGCAAUCCCUCGAUCGACCAUCGCAUUCACGACCCGAACGAUCCGCCGAGUAACCGAAUAAGCCCCCCCUCGCCAACCCGCCCAACAACAGCCGGUGUGUUCCGGCCGAGUUUGUAGACAAGAUGAAGAUGGGAUGGACAAUGGCGCCGAAAAUUACAGCGUUGCUAGGCGCGCUGCUGCUUGUAGCGCCCGGCGCAAGCGCACAGGGAGGAAAACUGGAGGUCGACCUUGAUUCAUCAUCCUCGAUCAGGUCGGCCGCCAAGGUCGUUGCGGCCAACCUCAUGAACUACUACAGCGGAGACGAGCCCGGCCAGACCCCCGGCAUCCUCCCCGGGCCGCCGCCGGGGGGUCCGUACUACUGGUGGCAGGCCGGCGCCAUGUGGGGCACCAUCGUCGACUACUGGUUCUACACGGGCGACGACCAGUACAACGCCGAGGCAUUGCGGUCCAUGGUGUUCCAGGCCGAGGCCCCCGUCAACGCCUACAUGCCGCGCAACUGGACCGCCUCACUGGGCAACGACGACCAGGGCUUCUGGGGCAUGUCCGCCAUGCUCGCCGCCGAGGUCAACUUCCCGAACCCCAAACCCGACCAGCCGCAGUGGCUCGCCCUCGCGCAGGCCGUCUUCAACACCCAGGUGGCCCGCUGGGAGACCCAGGACUGCGCCGGCGGUCUGCGGUGGCAGGUCGAGCACACCAACGGCGGCUACGACUACAAAAACACCAUCGCCAACGGCGUGUUCCUCAACAUCGCCUCGCGCCUGGCCCGCUACACGCGGAACGAGACGUACGCCCACUGGACCGAGAAGACGUGGGACUGGAUCGAGGCCAUGGGCUACAUCACCGAGGACUACAACGUCCUGGACGGCGCCCACAUCCCGUUCAACUGCACCGACCUGAACCCGGUCCAGUUCUCGGCCAACGCCGCCAUUCUCAUCCACGCCGCUGCCGUGAUGUACAAUUACACCGAAGGCGCCACCCGCACCAAAUGGCAAGGCCGCGUCGCCGGCCUGCUCAACCGCACGGUCGAGCACUUCUUCCCGGAGGGCAUCAUGAUCGAGCGCCCCUGCGAGCUGGAAGACCGAGUCCAAUGCAACACCGACCAGCACUCCUUCAAGGGCUACAUGCACCGCGCGCUCGCCACCGUCGCCGUCCUCGCCCCCUUCACCUACGCCGACGUCAUGAAGACGCUGCGCUCCUCCACCGAAGGCUGCGUCACCUCCUGCCUCGCCGACGGCACCUGCGGCUUCCGCUGGAACACGGGCGAGUACGAUAACGAUGUGGCGGCCGGCCCCGCGGGCCAGCAGAUGAGUGCGCUGGCGGCGCUGUCGACCCUGUUGAUUGAUCAGGGCCAUGUGCUGAAUGGCCCGCUGACGAACCAGACGGGUGGCACGAGCCAGGGGGAUCCGAAUGCCGGGCAGAAGUUCCAGGGCUUGUCGCCGCCGAGGGAGAUUACUACGGGGGAUAGGGCUGGGUCGGGGAUUGUCACGGCGGUGGUGUUGGCGUCGUUUUUGGGGAGCGUGGCGUGGAUGGGGAUGUCGUGGUCGGAGUAGGCUGGGUACCUGCUUACCUAGGUUUGUGGGGGGUGGGUGGUUUGUUGUGUUGCGUGGUUACUGCUUGUAGGGUAUGGGAUGGGGAUUGGGUGGUUGGAUGUGUCGGCUUUUGUGUGUUGAGCGUUGAUCAGCGAGCGAUUGCACAGCGGCGCAAGGCAAAGCAGGUAAUGCUCGGCUGGACGGGUUUCUUUUUCCUUUUGCUGUUGUAUGGCGUUUGGGACAGACGUGUGCUUGGUAUGUAGUACGAAUAUUGGCUUCGGGUUAUAUGUGGUUUUGGAUUAUUGUCGAGUUUACUUCGGUUCUGCACCAGUUCGAAAUAAAUCUGGGUAUGUUGCCCGUCUUUUGGA